Molecule: messenger RNA, 777 nt
Organism: Myxocyprinus asiaticus (Chinese sucker)
Lineage: Eukaryota; Metazoa; Chordata; Actinopteri; Cypriniformes; Catostomidae
Gene: c35h19orf25
Product: chromosome 35 C19orf25 homolog
Exons: 2
Coding region: 174-539 (121 amino acids)
Source: RefSeq, a predicted model, not a curated record
CUGACGUGUCAGGUGGCUUCCACAGUAAACAAGGGUUUACCCCAAAUAGAGUGCUCCUUGCUGCUAAACAUGUUCAUUAAUUUGCUGAUAUAUAUUUUUUUGUACAGUUUCCCAUCAAAUUGAACACGAAUGCUUUAUAAAUAGCAUAUGUCUGAUGUGUUAAACUGAAGCUGAUGCAGUCUAGAUUUACGAUGAAUUUUGGUUCCAAAAGCAAGAAGCGGAUGGUUCUGCCGACCCGACCCGAACCGCCGACAGUGGAGCAGAUCAUGGAGGAUGUGAACCGAGCCUAUCCCAACGAUCCAGUGUUCGCUGUUUUACAAGAUUCUGUUGAAGAUUUGAAGGGCAGUUCCAGCAGCAGAGAAGUGGAGGCGAGAUACCUGCAGAGCAGGCGUUACAUAGAGCUGCACGAGCAACUCCAGGAGGCACGCAGUGACCUCGCACGGCGGAGAGACGAGCUGCAUGCAACCGGGGAGUCUUUGGAAAGAAAUGUGACAGAGGUGAAGACGUCGCACAGGGGCCCGAAGCAAGCACAAAUCUGAAUUUAUGAACCUGAGAUUUGUUUAUUCACUGGUUGAUGACUGGUCAUGGCCCUAGUGAAAGCAAAAUGGUGAUCAGUAUCAACAGAAGAAUCGUGAAUGUUCUUCAUAAUGGAUGUAUGGUGAAUAGAUAUGUUAAUUUAUGCAGGUUUUUUAUGUUUGGGGUACAACCCACUGAACAGACUGUACAAUCUCUCACAGAUUUCUUUACAUUGGCAUCAUUAAAUAUGGCUUAACAAAG